Amaranthus tricolor (Joseph's coat) is the source of this 1415-nucleotide messenger RNA. RefSeq lists its product as uncharacterized. The record is from RefSeq and is a predicted model, not a curated record. Lineage: Eukaryota; Viridiplantae; Streptophyta; Magnoliopsida; Caryophyllales; Amaranthaceae. Bases 485 to 937 code for a protein of 150 amino acids. Gene Ontology annotation, cellular component: transcription factor TFIIIC complex. The transcript is spliced from 6 exons. Gene Ontology annotation, biological process: transcription by RNA polymerase III.
UUUUAAGGAUACCAUCCCACAUCUCAAUUCUCACCCUCUUCGAAACACAGUAUUCCCAAGUUUUACUAGGAUUUUCUUUAUCUACUUUCUUUUCCAAAAAUUCCUAAAAAAAAAAAAAAGAAAUCUUUCAAAUUUGGUGUUGAGUCCUGACAUAAAGUUGGUUUUCUUUUGAGGAUGACUUGAUUGAUCAGCUAAACACUUUUGGGUACUCCUAUUUCUAUGUUUGGAGAAUUAGCCAUGGAUUAUACCUUGAAAUCAUCAACAAGACAACAAAUUUUAGUAAACUAAUUGCAUGUAUGAACCUCAGUUUGUUGGGGUUUUUCAGGAUAUUAUAUACAAAUUUAGAGAAGUUGGGAAAUAUAGGUUAAGGGAAUGUCUAGAACCUGUUUUUAAAAUGCCUUACUGCCUGCUGCUGGCUCCUAUUGACCCCCACCAGACCACCACCUUCAAUUGACUCCAAGUCUCCAAUUUCAGCCUACAGGUUAUGGAGAUAGAUAAAACAAUUAUUGAUCAGAAUAUGGAAGAAGAAUAUGUAUUGAUUGAUCUUGAUGCUGUUUGUGGCCAAGUUGACAUACCUCCUGGUGAACCGUAUGUUUUAUCGGGUCUGGAUUCACCGAAUCCAGUAUUGACCAUAGGGAACAAGUUGAAGCUGAUAGGAGAAUACAUCGAGACAGUGGGGACAUGUUUAGUUUUCUCAGAGAAUGAAAAGUCACCUUCAACUCACGAAGAAACAGGAUCUACACAAGCCAACCUUUCCGAGAAUGAUCAUAUAGCGGACCAGAAUGAAGACAAAUCCAAGCAAAUUAAGCCUUUAACAUCCCUCCAUAAGAUACUAAAAUUCAAAUUGCUAAUAGAAGCUGAUGGGCAAGAACAAGAUUUAACAGAGGACCUAUUUGAUCCUCCUUUUGUAGCAGAAGAUACAACUAAUGUGAAUUAGGGAAGUCUUCAUCUUCUGACUCGUAGUUCUCAGUGUUAUUUCACUUUCAGUCUUUUUGUUAAGGAAUAGGUAAGGAUGAUUUCAUUUCAAUGACAAAAAUAUUAUACUUAACAAUAAUCAUCCUUUAUAAGAUUUAAAAUAUCCAUACAAAUAAUAAUCACAUACUUAAAAUUUUUAAUUUUUUAAAAUUUUUAAGAGUAGAGUAAAGUGGAGCGUAAGAGGAAUUGUCCCAGUCAUGAACCCAAUUAUCUGCAUGCAAAUCAUAAUCCAUGAGUAAGGUUUGGUUUGGUAUUAGAUGAGGAAUGGAUUAAUGAAUUUGAGGACAUACCACUGCAACAGUUGAAGGUACUAGCAAAUAGCAAAUAGCAAAUAGCAAAUAGCAAAUAGCAAAUAGCAAAUAGCAAUGCCUUUAGAUUCAUCUUUUCUGAAGCUGUAAUAAACCAUUGCUUCCCGCUCCCCAGGCCCAAGGUAAUGCUAU